AUGACACCUUCACACUUCAACUCUCGCUCUCACCACCACCACCCCUUCAUCCUUGUGCAGGGAAUGUUGAUCAGAGUCUGCUUUAUUAUUAUUAUGCAGUCCUCUAUCCUAGUCUUAUCCCAGCCUCCGUCUUGCUCCGUAAACUCCGUCUGCUCUAACCCUUGUUCACUCAUUUCACUCGACUCCUGCCACCUCAUCUGUCCUACUCGAGGCGUUAUUCGCCCUCCCUGCGUCUGGGUGACUAAUUCUCUGGGGCAUCCAUUACUUAGACAAAUCCGUGUCAGUUUGUCCAACUCCUCGUCCCAGAACUCUUUGUCCGCUAGUCGUAAGCUUCUGAUGAUCAAACUCGUCAGUAUUCCGAUUUUCAGUCUGUAG
This is a messenger RNA of Protopolystoma xenopodis, 375 nucleotides long. The record is from the annotation of a GenBank genome assembly. NCBI's taxonomy places the organism in Eukaryota, Metazoa, Platyhelminthes, Monogenea, Polystomatidea, Polystomatidae.